CAAGACCCACCCCUCCUCUUCCUCCUCAUCCUCAGCCUACUCAGCGUAAAGACAAUGAGGAUGAAGACCUUAAUGAUGAUCUGUUUCCACAUAAUGAACAGUAUCUUUCAGAUGAAGGCAUUGAAGCUUGCACAAGCUCUCCUGACAAAGUCAAUGUAAAUGACAUCAUCCUGAUUGCUCUCAAUACAGAUCUGAGAACAAUUGGCAAGAAAUUCCUCCCCAGUGACAUCAAUAGUGGAAAGGUAGAAAAGGUUAAUGGCUGCUCUUGGCUAGAUCACAUGACCCUGCGUGAUUCUGGAAUGCUCCCUGGCGAGCUCGAAGGUCCAUGUGUUUUGCAAAUUCAAAAAGUUCGCAAUGUUGCUGCACCAAAGGAUAACGAAGAAUCUCAGGCUGCACCAAGGAUGCUGCGAUUGCAGAUGACUGAUGGUCAUAUAAGUUGCACAGCAGUAGAAUUUAGUUACAUGUCAAAAAUAAGCCUGAACACACCACCUGGAACUAAAGUUAAGCUCUCAGGCAUUGUUGACAUAAAAAAUGGAUUCCUGCUCUUGAAUGACUCUAACACCACAGUUCUUGGUGGUGAAGUGGAACACCUUAUUGAGAAAUGGGAGUUACAGAGAAGCUUAUCAAAACACAAUAGAAGCAAUAUUGGAACUGAAGGUGGACCACCUCCUUUUGUGCCUUUUGGACAGAAGUGUGUAUCUCAUGUCCAAGUGGAUAGCAGAGAACUUGAUCGAAGAAAAACAUUGCAAGUUACAAUGCCUAUCAAACCUACAAAUGAUAAUGAUGAAUUUGAAAAGCAAAGGACGGCUGCUAUUGCUGAAGUUGCAAAGAGCAAAGAAACCAAGACAUUUGGAGGAGGUGGUGGUGGUGCCAGAAGUAAUCUCAAUAUGAAUGCUGCUGGUAACCGAAAUAGGGAAGUUUUACAGAAAGAAAAGUCAACCAAAUCAGAGGGAAAACAUGAUGGUGUCUAUAGAGAACUGGUUGAUGAGAAAGCUCUGAAGCACAUAACAGAAAUGGGCUUCAGUAAGGAAGCAUCCAGGCAAGCUCUUAUGGAUAAUGGCAACAACUUAGAAGCAGCAUUGAACGUGCUUCUUACAAGCAAUAAACAGAAACCUGUUAUGGGUCCUCCUCUGAGAGGUAGAGGAAAAGGCAGGGGACGAAUAAGAUCUGAAGAUGAAGAGGACUUGGGAAAUACAAGGCCAUCAGCACCAAGCACAUUAUUUGAUUUCUUGGAAUCUAAAAUGGGAACUUUGAAUGUGGAAGAACCUAAAUCACAGCCACAGCAGCUUCAUCAGGGACAAUACAGAUCGUCAAAUACUGAGCAAAAUGGAGUAAAAGAUAAUAAUCAUCUGAGACAUCCUCCUAGAAAUGAUACCAGGCAGCCAAGAAAUGAAAAACCGCCUCGUUUUCAAAGAGACUCCCAAAAUUCAAAGUCAGUUUUAGAAGGCAGUGGAUUACCUCGAAAUAGAGGUUCUGAAAGACCAAGUACUUCUUCAGCAUCUGAAGUAUGGGCCGAAGACAGAAUCAAAUGUGAUAGACCGUAUUCUAGAUAUGACAGAACUAAAGAUACUUCAUAUCCUUUAGGUUCUCAGCAUAGUGAUGGUGCUUUUAAAAAAAGAGAUAACUCUAUGCAAAGCAGAUCAGGAAAAGGUCCCUGCUUUGCAGAGGCAAAAGAAAAUCCACUUCCUCAAGAAUGUGUAGAUUAUAAUAAUCAAAAACGUGGAAAAAGAGAAAACCAAACAUCUAUUUCUGAUUAUUUUUAUGACAGGAAAUCACAAACAAUAAAUAAUGAAGCUUUCAGUGGUAUAAAAAUUGAAAAACAUUUUAAUGUAAAUACUGAUAAUCAGAAUCCAGUUCGAAGUAAUAGUUUCAUUGGUGUUCCAAAUGGAGAAGUAGAAAUGCCACUGAAAGGAAGACGAAUAGGACCUAUUAAGCCAGCAGGACCUGUCACAACUAUACCCUAUGAUGAUAAAAUAUUUUACAGUAGUGGGCCCAAAAGAAGAACUGGGCCAAUUAAGCCAGAAAAAAUACUAGAAUCAUCUAUUCCUAUGGAGUAUGCAAAAAUGUGGAAACCUGGAGAUGAAUGUUUUGCACUUUAUUGGGAGGACAACAAGUUUUACCGGGCAGAAGUUGAAGCCCUCCAUUCUUCGGGUAUGACGGCAGUUGUUAAAUUCACUGACUACGGAAACUAUGAAGAGGUGCUACUGAGCAAUAUCAAGCCCAUUCAGACAGAGGCAUGGAAAGAAGCAGGAUAGAAUCACUGAAUCUUUUGGAGAGUCUGGUAUUUCUUUUCUCAUACUUUUAUAAUCAAAUGGUUGUUGAUGUUUUAUGAAUUUGCAUAAGUUACUAUAACAAACAUCUCUGGAUCAUGCACAUCAUGAUCAGCCUUUCUUCUUUAUCUGCAUAAAUAAUUAACUUAGUUGAGAGAAAUAUCUCCUCGAAAUAUAGAGGCCACCAGCUUAAUAUAUCUCGACCUAUUUGUAUUUUAAAAAAUAUUUGUGUGCACAUAGAUGUCAAAAAACCCUGAAGAAAUAUAGUCUGUGUUGCUGUCAGUACAUGUAAUGUGGAGUUAGUAUAGAAUUCUCUUAGCCCCUGAAAGUAUUAAUGUUGGGGUCUUUGAGUACUUCUUAAAAAUUUUGGUGAAGAGGAAAUUAUCACAAGUUUUAAGUCAAUCAAAAAUGUACAAAAUUAUCAAAAAACGAAACAUUCACUGUACCAAUAAGAAGAUAACUAUAACUGAUAAAUCACACUAGAAAAAUUAAAGGGCUGCAAAGCUGCAGGGGAAUGGUUAGAGAGGCCUUAGCACAAUUAUACUAUGGAUUGUGGAAUUUUUAACUUUUUAACUUGUGCACUAUAUAUGUGCACUACAAUUUUUUUUUAUUGUGAAAUGGUAUCUUUUAUUAAGAUUUAUGUUUGUUAUUGCCAUAAGAUUUUGGAAAACUCCUGUUUUCCUGAAUGUAGCAGUGAUCAUUUAGUGAAGAUUUUUUUAAACUAGUUUGCAGAAAAACAGUCAGAAAAGCCUGCAUAUAAGCCAAAAGCCUUUGUAGAAAAUUAGUUGCUUGUAUUGUCUUUUAAAAGUAUAAGCAUAAAUCAUUAAAUAAAAAGCAUGAUAUAUGAAGUGACUCGAUGACUAAGUUAAUAGCCCGUUGUAUGGAAAAUUAAAAUAAAAAUCAAGUUAAUACUUUAAAUGUAAGUGUUAAUGUUUUUCUCAUGAAAUUUAGAAAUUAUUUGCCUUAAAUUUGUCAGUAGGCCAAAUAUUUAUUUCUCCUUUUCGUGUGGAUAUAUAUUUUUACUUCUAGAACAUACGCACUUGGGGAGUAUAUUUUUGAAAUAUUUUGAAAGUGUUAAUGUUGGUGUCUUUGAGUACACAUUUAUAUGGCCAAAAUGUGUGUUUUGAUUAUGAUUAAAUACUAAUUUUCUUCAAAAUGAUUCAUUAAACUUCUGUUGUCAUCCGUGAUUUAUUUGUUCUAGCUAGAUUUCACCUGUUAUUUUUUGUUUGUUUGUUUGUUUGUUUUGGCUGUCUUAAGAUAUUCUAUCUUAAUAUGAUGUCUUUAUUGCAGUGAACUUUCUAGUUAACACACAUGAGAUGUGUGUUAUUAUUUAAUAAUAAUAAUAUCUCCUUGAAAUAUAGAGGCCACCAGCUUAAUAUAUCUCUUAGCCCCUGAAGGUAUUAACUGGAUAAAUAACUCAUUAUUAACUGCAUAAAUGCUCUUAUUUAUCUCAAAAAAUGAGUUCUUUUAACAUUGUAGGAUUUUUCUUAUUUUAGCAAAGUAAAUGAAGCAUUAUGGAGUCUCAUGUUUUACUAGUAAAAUUACAUAUGGAAAAAAACAGAUUUUCUGUUUCCUACCGCUGUAUGAGAAAACUUUAGGGGCAAAGAAAACCUGCUACUUUUGUUUUCCACAGGCCCUUUCCAAAUUGGUUCCUUUAAACUCUAAAACUAAUUCCAGGAAACCAGCAAAAAGAUGCCACAGGCAAUUUGGAAGCUUGUAAAAUACCCUGGUGCUGCUGGUCAGGCAAACUUUUUGUGUUGUUCCUUCUGAAUUGUUCUCCUAAACCUGGGAAAACAUUGCUGGGUCCUCAUUUUCCAUAAAUAUUCAUGACCUGAAUUUUAUUGAGACUUUUAUAUCCUAAGAAGUGUUUUAGAGUGUGCUGAUACCUAAACUUUCUUUUUAAAAGUUCAUAGUAUCCACUUCUUGGUAUCAGGAAAUGAUCAUUGUUCAGCUAUUAUUUCAACUAUAAAAAUGAUUAUUGUGUAGGUAAUUGUUAGUUCUAAGACCUUAACAUACAAUGCACAUCAUCUUGGCCAGUACUUCUGGAAAGUAAUAGGCAAAUUGUUAUUGUCUUUUAAGUUGUCAUCCUGUCUUAAGUGUUUUUCUGUAGAAUACUCAUUUAUUCAAUAAAUAUUCAUUAAGUGUCUAGUACAUCUCUUAGGUGUCGGGCACUGGUGAGGGAAUACUUAAGUCUAUAAAACACAAAAAUCCCUGCCCUCUGCACAAAGAUAAGAAAGUCAUAGUUUUUAUUAUAUGAAACAAACUGAAAUAUCUGAUUAGGGUCUGAAUUCUUCUUGAAGCUUUAAACAAAAUACGAGUACAGAAAAUGUUAUUUACUGAAGUUUUAAUUUAAAUAAUUAUAGAUUAUUAUUCCAUAUUAGUUUAAAGAUAAAAUUAAUGUGGAAGAAGAAAGCAUAACUUAAAGAAUUGUAUCUCUUUAAAAAGUUCUUAUGGCCGGGCGCGGUGGCUCAAGCCUGUAAUCCUAGCACUUUGGGAGGCCGAAACGGGCGGAUCACGAGGU
Molecule: messenger RNA, 4791 nt
Organism: Cercocebus atys (sooty mangabey)
Lineage: Eukaryota; Metazoa; Chordata; Mammalia; Primates; Cercopithecidae
Gene: TDRD3
Product: tudor domain containing 3
Exons: 14
Coding region: 279-2255 (658 amino acids)
Cellular component (GO): nucleus
Molecular function (GO): protein binding
Source: RefSeq, a predicted model, not a curated record